Molecule: messenger RNA, 2025 nt
Organism: Suillus subaureus
Lineage: Eukaryota; Fungi; Basidiomycota; Agaricomycetes; Boletales; Suillaceae
Exons: 3
Coding region: 131-1945 (604 amino acids)
Molecular function (GO): ubiquitin binding
Source: RefSeq, a predicted model, not a curated record
GCAGAGUACUGCCAUUGCAAUCGGUAUGUAAGCACACAUCGCGCGUCUAUCCGACGUCCAUCAUACGUUGAUGUUCGCAUAAUAAACUGACAGAUAUUAGAUCCAUACUCAUCGCGGCUAGGUCCAAAAAAUGCCGACUGUUGUACCACUCCCAACAUAUCCUCCUGCAAGCGCCAGAAAGUCGUUAUCAGCCUCGCAGCUGGCAACUUUCCAUAGCAACUUAUCAAACGCCCUCGCUGAAAUCCUUGCGCUACCUCCCGCGAGACGAGACAACCCUGCCACCCGUAGUUUUCUAUCCAGCUACGUCAAUGAAAUAGCCCAUCAAACCCUGCAAUCUCUGAUCUGGGAUGCUCCACCGUAUACAGACAACCAUGUACACGCACGCGUCCUAUUCCUUGCGGAGAAGCUAGCUACAGUACCGUCUUGCUUCGACGUGAAGACACUCCUGGACGUCGCCAUCGCAUACUUUCCUUACCCAACCCGUGUCCGUGCCCUUUUCAUCGCAGCUCUCGCUAGCACGCCAAGCCUUGCUACUGUAUUCACCUCAGAUAUGGUUCCUGUGCUGACUACCCUUCUCGAGCCAUCCCGCUGUGCGGGUUUAUACGGCCUCCGCAAAAACGCACGCUGCUUUGUCAGUCUACUCUCUGGUUGUCCCCCCGAGCUCGUGCGUCCAUUCGCGAGUGACCAGGAUUUCAUGACGGGACUGGCACAAGCGUAUGAAGAAGGACUUGCUGCACUAGCACGUUCGUACGGUGGAAUACGCACGGACAUCGGUACGCGGGAGCUGGAUGACUGGGAGCGUAUCUGGCUCGAAACCAAGGUCGACCUCAUAGACAGCUUCCACAUCGUUAUUACCGUCAUGAUCCAAGACCUCUCAGCCGCAUCCGGUGCAGCGUUGGCAGCAGAGUCAGAACGAACGUUCAACAUUGUAUUUGCAUUAUUGAACCUCCCGCCCCCGCCAGCAGUACAAGCGGGCAGUACUCCUAGUACUGCUGCUCCUUUCCUCAACCGAUCGCUGAUAGCCGACUAUCAACACUCGUAUAAUUUGUCUAGCACUCUUGCUUCUGCUCUACGUCGCGCUGCACGUGAAGACGCCCGAGUUGACCACCUCGAAUCCACCCUUCGUUCCUUCGAUAUUGAAUCUUCCGCUGCUGGGACCAAAGAUCCUGGAGCGCUCAAGCUGAUCAUCAAGUCAUCUGGCAUCCCACCCGGUGCCUCUGCUUCUGGGAAGAGCAAAGCGGCGCAGUCUUCAAGUAAGGGCAAAGCCAAAGUAGUGCGCCCUGAACCUGAGCCGCAUGAUCUCGACGUGGAGAUCUUGCAGGUCAUGGACAUCUUCCCGAACCAGUCGCCCGAGUAUAUCCGGGAGCUCCUCAAGCAGUCUGUGUUCAAGAAUGCAGAGAAGGUCAUUGAAGCACUAUUGGAGGGCACUGCACCCGGAGAGUCUUCUGUUGCGGAGGACGUCAAAAGCGCCCAUACCAUGCCCAGUGAGCCCAUUGAGAGAAAGAACGUGUUUGAUGACGAGAUAUUGGAUGUUAGCAAGAUACGUUCGGGGAAGAAAAACCAAGACGAGGCAUCAAUACUUAGGGACAGAGUAGCUGUCGAGCAGAUGAAAGCCGACAUUCUGCGACGUGCAGAGGCCAUGGCUGACGCGGAGGAAGAUGAAGACGGCGGCAAGGCAGCUGAAGUCGAUCAUGAUAUCGACUUUGGAGACGAAGUGAAGGUUAUCGGUGAUGGAGAGGCUAGCAGCGAGGGCGAAAACGAUAGCGAUGAGGAUGGGGUACCGCCGUCGAAAGUCACUCCGGAGACUGUUCUUGAGCUUGCGUAUAUCCGUGAUCCGGAGCUGUUUGCCAGAGAUGCUAGUACGCGGAGGUCGAAAGCACGUAGUGAGCUCAAAGCACAGACCGGCAAGUCCUUUGUUGUCUUACUAGUCGCGUUGCUAAGUUAACAUAUAGGCUGGUCGGAUGAGCAAAUUGAGGGAUGGAGGAUUAUGCUGGAACGAAAUCCAAACAAGGACAAGAUCCUGCA